AUGAUCCCACCCUUCGACUACUUCGAUCACAUCCGCGCGUGUAAGCGCAAGCAGAAUGAACGAGCCUCUCGAAUCGCAACGCUUCCCCGACCUUACCUCUAUCCUCUCGGCCCGUCCGAGCGAGACAUACUCAACGAGGACAUCGAAGACUUGGUGAAUGAUGUCCAGAAUGGCGAGAAAAAGGCUGUUGACGUACUCCGAGCGUACGGCAAAGUGGCUAUCAAGGCUCAAGAAUCCACAAAUUGCGUGACCGAGGUCAUGCUCUCCUCAGCGGAGACCUGGCUCGAGCGAGGCGACAUCAAUCUCAAAGGACCGCUGGCCGGCAUACCCGUCAGUCUAAAAGACAGCAUCGGCGUCGCAGGCUUUGACAGCAGCGUUGGCUACUCCUGCAACACCGGCAAGCCUGUCAAGACCGAUGGCGCCAUUGUCCGCAUGCUCAAAGACGCCGGCGCAGUCCCGUUCGUUAAGACCGCACUGCCUGUAACGUUAUUAAGCUUCGAGAGCUUCAACGACGUCUGGGGACGAGCUCUCAAUCCACACAACCCUAAAUACUCUCCGGGCGGCAGCACAGGCGGCGAGGGUGCACUUCUUGCUUUCGGCGGAAGCCGCAUAGGGAUCGGCAGCGACGUCGCCGGCUCCGUACGAGCACCAGCCCAUUACUCUGGCUGCUACAGCUUGCGGUGCAGUACCGGACGAUGGCCGAAGCUCGGUGUAAGCACAUCUAUGCCCGGCCAAGAGGGCAUCGCCUCCGUCUUCUCACCUAUGGCACGCACACUUUCCGACUUGACCUACUUCACACGCUCCCUCAUUCAGAUGCAGCCCUGGAAGUACGAUCCCAGCGUGCACCCACUUGCCUGGCGCAGCGAGAUCGAAUCUGAAUACAGAGACCGUAAGCAGUUGAAGGUAGGAAUCAUGCGUACAGACACCGUAGUCGACCCAUCUCCAGCCUGUGCUCGUGCCCUUGACAUGGCCGCUUCUGCGCUUCGCGACGCCGGCCACGCCGUCUUCGAUAUAUCGCCCCCUGACCCAACGGAAGCCCUAGUUAUCGCCAGCAAUCUUCUUAACGCAGACGGCACCAAAACCUUCCGCUCCUUCUUCCGCACGGGCGAAACCGACGACGCUGGAGCGAGGCAGUUUGGACGGUACAUGCGCUUGCCCCGGCUGGUCAAAUGGUUCUACUGGGCUUACUACCGCUACAUCAAACACGAUAACAUUUGGGCCGCCCUCAUUAACCCUUGGCACUGGCACGCAAAGUCCGCUUACGAGCAGUGGCAGUGGGUGGCAAAACGUGAGCUCUACAAGGUCAAGUGGCACGAAUGGUGGAAUUCUCACGGCACUUUCGGAGAUGGUCUGGACGUUAUACUGACACCUCCGAAUGCUACACCUGCUGUGCCGCAUGGUGGGAUGAGCAGCGCGGCGUCCGCUUGCGGCUAUACUUUCCUUUUCAACAUUCUCGACUACGCCGCUGGCAUCGUCCCAGUCACGCACGUUGAUCCUAUCAUCGAUGCCCUUCCGAUCGACUUCAAUAUACGGAAGCUGAACGGUGUCGCUCAAGGCGCUUACAAGCAAUACUCUGCUAUCGAUAUGUCCGGCCUACCCGUCGCCGUACAAGUCGUGGGACGAAGACUGGAGGAGGAGAAAGUGUUGUCCUGCAUGCAAAGGCUCGAGGAUGCUCUGGAGGCGAAGGGGGACAGGUAUAAGCUCUUGGAGGUGCCGGAAAUGUGA
Molecule: messenger RNA, 1725 nt
Organism: Baudoinia panamericana UAMH 10762
Lineage: Eukaryota; Fungi; Ascomycota; Dothideomycetes; Mycosphaerellales; Teratosphaeriaceae
Exons: 2
Coding region: 1-1725 (574 amino acids)
Source: RefSeq, a predicted model, not a curated record